AAACAUCCAGUGGUCAUGAUGACACACUUACCCACCAGAACUCCAAACGGCUUCAAGUCCUUCCAGUAUCUGGACCAGGGUGUAACCAUGCCGAAAAAUCUGGCCUCGCUCCUGCUCUACGUCUACAGUAUGUGGGUCGUGGUCUCCCAGCCCUGCCCAACCUACACCGCCUUGUCCGCAGACAGCCUCAACCUAGAGGAGUACCUUGGGAGGUGGUAUUUCUCCGCAGCUGUGAGUGGGAGGGAGGAGGAGCUCCAAUGGUUCAGGACGACGGACAGCAGCGUGUACACCAUGCAGACAACCGCUGUCCCCCAAACCAUACUGCUGAACGGGGACAUUCGCAUUGGAAACAACUGUAUGAGAUCUUCGAUGACCUACAAAGUCCUCUUAGGCAGAAAUAACGUGCAGCUAGAAGGACGGCCCCAGCGUCAGGCGUUCUUCUGGGGUGGAGCGCAGCACAACGACUCAGACUACAUCAUCAUGCAGGAAACGGAGCCUGCACCGGACGCGUUCGACAUAUACAUGCUCUAUGGUAGAAAGAAAGUCCUACCUGACGACGUGAUUAAAGAUUUCCAGGAGAUAUUGGCAUGUCAGGGAAUGACGGCGUUCUUCAGACUUCCUCAGACCCAAGAGCUGUGCAGCUAAACACCCUCACAGAGGAUGUGGAAGGCAGACAACAGAAGACGUACCUUGUUUCUAAUGAAAAGUACAUUUCGACCAAAAUAUUUAGACGGAAACCUCCUCACAUAUGAGUGAUUUCCGAUUUAAUUAAUUAAACUGUUGCCUUCAAAUAAAAACAAAACCUUGAA
Messenger RNA from Gadus macrocephalus (Pacific cod), 809 nucleotides. RefSeq names its product apolipoprotein M-like. Gene Ontology annotation, molecular function: phospholipid binding; lipid carrier activity. The transcript has 7 exons. Bases 16 to 645 code for a protein of 209 amino acids. Gene Ontology annotation, biological process: high-density lipoprotein particle remodeling; high-density lipoprotein particle clearance; high-density lipoprotein particle assembly. Gene Ontology annotation, cellular component: low-density lipoprotein particle; high-density lipoprotein particle; very-low-density lipoprotein particle. NCBI's taxonomy places the organism in Eukaryota, Metazoa, Chordata, Actinopteri, Gadiformes, Gadidae. The record is from RefSeq and is a predicted model, not a curated record.